Vollenhovia emeryi is the source of this 1385-nucleotide messenger RNA. RefSeq names its product fas apoptotic inhibitory molecule 1. Bases 203 to 793 code for a protein of 196 amino acids. The record is from RefSeq and is a predicted model, not a curated record. NCBI's taxonomy places the organism in Eukaryota, Metazoa, Arthropoda, Insecta, Hymenoptera, Formicidae. The transcript is spliced from 6 exons. Gene Ontology annotation, biological process: negative regulation of extrinsic apoptotic signaling pathway via death domain receptors; positive regulation of neurogenesis; canonical NF-kappaB signal transduction.
UAAAGAGAUUUGAAAAAUAUUUAAUUUUAAUUAAAAAAUUUAAUUGCAUACGCAUUUACGAAUUAAGCCACAAGUUUAUGAUGAAGAUGCAAGGAGCAAUAUUGUGUGGUAUGACGUAUAAAAUGACUCGAUUAUUGAUUGAGAGUUAGUCGCAGUAAGGCCGAUCAAUAAGGAGACUAGUACAGGUGCAGGCAGAAGAAACAUGGCAGGCGUUCUACUUCGAAGUCUUCACAACCUGGAAACUAUAGCGAACGAACCUACCGCUAAAUGGACCGUUCCUUUGAGCGACGGGAAUCACGUGGUGGAGUUUGAACAUGGAACAGCAACAGGCCGACGCGUGGUAAAAAUUGAUGGCAGUAAUAUAGUUCACAGAGAUUGGAUGUUUCGUCUGGUUGGUGAUGAAGUAUUUAUGUUCAAUAACACCAAGUUCGUGAUCAGAGUUGAUCCAAUGCCAGGUCUGAAAUAUUCGUACUCGUUGUGGGUGAACGGAAAGAGCUACAAACAGUUUGUCCAGACGCAGUCAAAAGUGUUAGAAACUUGGUUGGCCACAGUUGGGAACGAGGACUAUAGAAUUGUGUUAGACAAACACGCUCACAGCGUCUGCGUGAAUGGACAAGAAGUGGAAGUUGAGAACGAAUUUAUGGACGGCGGUGCAGAAAUUCUCUUCUCCGUUGGCGAUGUACCGGCCGCUAUCAGAUCUUAUAGCUCGGAGCAAAAAGAGAUCGGUAUAGCGUACGUUUUAUAUAUCAACGACGUUGAAAUACAGCAAGAAGCUUUAUUGGAAGAAUCUUAAAUAUAUACACCUUGACUUGUCUGAUUGUAAGAGUUUUCAUAUUUGAUAUACUAAUCGAUAAGUAUGUGCACACUAUCGAUAACCCCCUACGAAAAAGCAACGAAAUAAUUACUGUAUGUACAUCAGUAAUUUCUAAUGAUUCAAUUACUGGUAUACAGUAAUUUUCUAGUAAUUAUUUCGUUACUUUUUCGUAAGGUAUACUAUAAGUUAUACGCAUCAUAAAUGACGACAGCCUGUAAUGUGAAACACAAAAUGUGAAACACAAUAUUUAAAACUGUUAUUCUUGUAAAGAAAUAAUUACUGUAUGUACAUCAGUAAUUUCUAAUGAUUCAAUUACUAGUAUACAGUAAUUUUCUAGUAAUUAUUUCGUUACUUUUUCGUAAGGUACUAUAAGUUACAUGCAUCAUAAAUGACGACAGCCUGUAAUGUGAAACACAAAAUGUGAAACACAAUAUUUAAAACUGUUAUUCUUGUAAAGUCAGAUUUAAUCACAGUACUAUUGAAUGUGCCAUGCAACUUUGUGUACAAUUUUUAAACUAUGAGUGUAAAAUCAAAUUGUGUGAUAAAAUAAAAUGAAUACAAUAUAUUGUAA